GCUCCAUCCACUUCACUUACGUUCCUCAUCUUACACCGGCUAGGAUCAGUUUCCUGAGCUGAGUAACAGCCGGCAGAGUUCAGACCAUCUGCCCGCUCACACACAGCCACAAUGGCGAAGUUCCUGACACAGGAUCAGAUUAACGACUUUAAGGAGUGUUUCUCUCUGUACGACCGCCAGCGGAAAGGGAAGAUCCAAGCCCAGGAGCUGAUCAAAGUGAUGCGAUGCCUCGGAUCAAACCCCACCCCCUCCGAGGUCCAACGACACCUGCUGAGCCACAACAUAGAUUGGGGCGGAGAGCUGGACUUCUCCACCUUCCUGAGCGUAAUGCACCGGCAGCUCCAGCAGGAGGCGCCGGAGGAGGAGAUCCUGGAGGCCAUGAGGAUGGCUGACAAGGAACAGAAAGGCUUCAUCCUCGCCUCGGAGCUGCGAUCCAAACUCACCGGGCUGGGAGAGAAGCUGACAGAUCGAGAGGUGGACGAGCUGCUGAAGGAGGCGGGUGUUGGAGCUGACGGGCGGGUCCACUGCGAGCAGUUUGCUAAGGCGGUGACACGCUCCUGUGCAAAGCGCUGACAUCACAGUCAACAUCCCCGCUGCAGUGGAGACACUGAGCUGCUCCAGGCGAACCUCUGUUCAACCAGCAGCUGUUCCUCAGUGCAAUCUCUCAUUUAGCAUUUCUUCAUAAUUAGCAUCAGUCAUCCUGAAAAAUAAAGCCUGUUCCUGGAGUUUCCUUUUCAUAUUCUCAGACAAAUUACCUUUUAAAAACAACCAAAAACAGAAGAAUGGAUUAACUUGUCUGUGUUUGUUUUUAAGCUGCAGAAGUUAGAAUACUUCCAACUAGCUUACCACCUACAGUAGUUACGUAGCGUUGCUUCCAAGGCCAAGGAGCGUAUCAUUAGCUAACGUAACUUAUUGUUUAGUGAAAUAACAGGUAAAACAGUAGAAAAUUCCCCAUUCAGGACACAGACAUCUUGGAUGCCAUUACAUCAGAGUUUAGGCUAACAUUAGCAGGUAUUUCCUGAUGACACUGAUUAGUCCUCAUUAUCAGAGCCUUUUGUCUCGUAAAUGUGAAAAAUGUUGUAUGAAUAAACGAACAUACAUCGAACCUC
Micropterus salmoides (largemouth bass) is the source of this 1109-nucleotide messenger RNA. It is a transcript of the gene calml4b, whose product is annotated as calmodulin-like 4b. The record is from RefSeq and is a predicted model, not a curated record. The transcript has 5 exons. NCBI's taxonomy places the organism in Eukaryota, Metazoa, Chordata, Actinopteri, Centrarchiformes, Centrarchidae. Gene Ontology annotation, cellular component: myosin II complex. The coding region runs from base 112 to 573 and encodes 153 amino acids. Gene Ontology annotation, molecular function: calcium ion binding.